Phlebotomus papatasi is the source of this 1665-nucleotide messenger RNA. RefSeq names its product death-associated inhibitor of apoptosis 1-like. Gene Ontology annotation, molecular function: cysteine-type endopeptidase inhibitor activity involved in apoptotic process; ubiquitin protein ligase activity. Bases 162 to 1211 code for a protein of 349 amino acids. The transcript has 2 exons. Lineage: Eukaryota; Metazoa; Arthropoda; Insecta; Diptera; Psychodidae. Gene Ontology annotation, biological process: regulation of cell cycle; negative regulation of apoptotic process; positive regulation of protein ubiquitination. Gene Ontology annotation, cellular component: nucleus; cytoplasm. The record is from RefSeq and is a predicted model, not a curated record.
GAAGCAAUCGACACCACAAAAGCACACUUAUUAGCCGUUCACCCUAUAUUUUCUGGAUGAUAAUUUUUCAAACGGAUAACACUCAAUAUUUCAAGUCUAUUAAACAUAAUUGAAACUCGGGUAUAACUGCAUUCUUGUUUAAACGCUACAUCAAACCGAAUAUGAGUGAUGAAUUUGGUACAUCAAACCAGUCUACUAUUACUCCAAGUGAACUUUCAGAAAUUCUUCAAGAUAAUAUGACCUUAGAAAAUUCAGGAUCAUCUCAGAGAUAUAAGAACAUGCAUCGAGAGGAAGAACGCCUAAUGUCUUUCACCAACUGGACUGUCGAUUGCGUCGAUAUUAACGAACUGGCCAUGUUAGGUCUCUACUUCUUAAGACCUCCAGAUGUUGUCAAAUGUGCUUUCUGUGAUGUUGAACUGAGAUAUUGGAUAUCAAAUGAAGAAGUUUUUAUGAAACACUUUUUAGGCAACAACGACUGUCCACUAUUGACGCUAAAAGAUAAUAACAAUGUCGCAAUUAACCCAGAAGAGCUAGAUAGUGUUCUUAUUAGCGCUUCUUAUUGUUCCAACAUGACUCUGCCAGAUUAUUCGGACGAACCUGAAGCUAUUGGAGAUGAAACAACUUCGACUUUGGAAGUUGAAUGUCCAGUUAGUUGCGCGUACGUUCAAUACGAAACAAAUGAAGAUCGUUUAGCUACUUAUGACAACUGGUCAUCGUCAUUCAAAAAGACACCUGAUGAAUUGAGUGAAGCUGGAUUUUUCUAUUCGGGAAUAAAAGAUGAGGUAACGUGCUUCUCAUGUGGAGGAUCAAUUGCGAAAUGGCAGGAAGACUACGAUAUUUGGGAGAUUCAUGCUUCUCAAUUUAGUAACUGUGACUAUGUACAAUUUGUCCAAUCAGAGGAAUUCAUACGAAAUGCUAAAAGAAAGUAUGCGAAGUGGAAUAACAUUCCAGAAGAGGCUGAUUUGGACUUGCCUUCUACAUCUAGCAAUACAACUCAGAAUACUCUUGAGAUUACUUCUCAAACACAGGAAUCAUCUAACAGGAGUAUAUAUUUAGAUAAAUCUUGUAAAGUUUGUUAUAUUAGGGAAUAUAAUACGGCUUUCGUUCCAUGCGGGCAUGUUCUAGUAUGUAUGAACUGUGCAACUAAAAUGACAAUUUGCUCAUUAUGCAAUACACCCAUUACAUCGAUUGUAGAGAUUCGACUUUCAUAAACUUGGUAAACUUCUAAUUAUCAUGUACAUUAACAUAAAUUUUUCGAUUUUUAAUAUUUAAUGUAAAAAUUUCCAUCAUCAACCAUCAACAUUAUUUCUAAUUCAUUCGGCAGUGACCAUACUUAAUCGCCAAAUAAAGAGAGGGUGUGAUAUGGAGUUCGGAGGAACCUCGGUAAGUUGGUUCAAAAACCGAUAGCUUGACCUUAAUUUUUCGCAUUGUAACCCAAGUCAAUCAAUUUAUCGUAAUUGGUAUGAAUUUCCAAAGAAAAAAUAUUGAAAAUUGAUGAGAAUUUGCACUUAUUUACAACUGAAGAAAUGAAGUGCAAAAUGUAUGUUAUCUUUAAGUUCCAGAUAAGAUUACAAAAGUUUUUCAAUGUUUUUGAUAAUGUGAGAAUUGUUUGAGUUUAUUUCGCUUUUCAGUUUGUUUCAGUUGAAUAAAUACCGUCAAACGGGA